Molecule: messenger RNA, 546 nt
Organism: Exserohilum turcica Et28A
Lineage: Eukaryota; Fungi; Ascomycota; Dothideomycetes; Pleosporales; Pleosporaceae
Exons: 1
Coding region: 1-546 (181 amino acids)
Source: RefSeq, a predicted model, not a curated record
AUGCUUUUCCACAUUCAGACUUUGACGAUCGCGUCUCUUUUCUCAACGUUAGCCACCAGCCGGCCCUUUGGUCCUGCGGGCUUGCGUCCUAUGGUCCCCCGGGGCAAGAGUUAUGCGGUGGUCAACGUGGGUGGAGACUCGCCCACGGCGCCUCCACCAGCGACUUCGAUAGUCAAGAUGACAACGACGGUCGAGGUUGUUCAGCCCGGAAAGACGAUCACAAAAGAGGUCACCGCGACCGUCGUCGAGCCAUACCCGGUGGCUGCACCUACCUCAUGCUCAAACUCAAGCAGCAUAUCGAUGUCGUCAAGUUCGGCCUCGUCUUCGGCUCCUUCUCCUUCAACGCCUUGCACAACGCCUUUGCCAACACCCACCAGUGCCCCGGCGGGGUCACCAGCGCAAAACAUAUCAACGCCAAUCGAGACGCCCAAGCCAAUCAUCGUUACCGUCACCGUUUCGGAGGAUGGCCCUACGCAGUACUACGACAAUGGCAUGUGGCAUACCUACUACGAGAUCAAGACGUUCGAUGGUGGCGCAGCAUCGUAG